CUUUCCCUCUUUACUUCUCUUCUUGUUCAGUUUCAACUUUCUUCACCAAAAUGGCGAUGAAGAAAUAUCUAAUUCUCUCGAUUCUUCUACUCAAUCUCAUUUUCCUCAAAACGGCGUCGUCUUUAGACAGCGAAAAAAUUGAAGAAGAAGAAGAUCUCAGUUUCCUCGAAGAAGAGGAUUCUGCUGCUGAUGCUCAUUCAGAUUCCAAUCCGUACGGCGACCGCCACGAUUUUGAGAACUACGACGAUCUUGAGGAUGAUUCUGAUGCUUCGGAUCAAGGAUACGACGCGUACGAGCCGCCGGCAGUGGAUGAGAAGGAUGUUGCAGUACUGAAGGAAGGGAAUUUCAGUGAGUUUAUUGCGAGGAAUAAACAUGUUAUGGUUGAGUUCUACGCGCCGUGGUGUGGUCACUGCCAGGCACUCGCGCCGGAGUAUGCUGCGGCCGCGACGGAGCUGAAAGGAGAGAAUGUGAUGCUUGCUAAAGUGGAUGCCACUGAGGAAGCUGAGCUGGCUCAGAAGUAUGAUGUUCAAGGCUAUCCCGCUGUUUUCUUCUUCACUGAUGGCCUUCACAAGCCUUACAAUGGUGAAAGAAACAAGGAUGCUAUUGUUUCAUGGAUAAAAAAGAAGACUGGACCUGCUCUAUCAAAUAUAACGACGGCAGAGGAGGCAGAACGUAUCUUGAAAGAUGAGAAAAAAGUAGUGUUGGCUUAUUUGAAUGAUUUAGUGGGUGAUAAAAGUGAAGAGCUUGCUGCAGCUGCUGCACUAGAAGAUGAUGUCAACUUCUAUCAGACUACCAGUCCAGAUGUGGCAAAGCUCUUCCACAUUGAUUCUCAAGCCAAACGUCCAGCUCUUGUCAUACUUAAGAAGGAAGCCGAAAAUAUCAACCACUUCGGCGGUGAGUUCACAAAGUCAGCAAUAGCUGAGUUUGUUUUUCAGAAUAAACUUCCUCUUGUCACCUAUUUUACUCGGGAAAGUGCCUCAGAGAUAUUCGAAAAUCCCAUUAAGAAGCAGUUGAUACUUUUUGCCACUUCCAAAGAUUCAGACAAGUUUCUGCCAAUAUUUCAAGAGGCUGUGAAAGCUUUUAAAGGAAAGCUUAUCUCUGUGUAUGUUGAAAUCGACAAUGAAGAUGUUGGAAAACCCGUUUCAGAGUACUUUGGUGUUAGCGGUGAUGCCCCAAGAGUUCUUGCAUAUACAGGAAAUGAGGAUGGGAGGAAGUUUGUACUGGAAGGUGAAAUAACCUUGGACAGUGUCAGGUCAUUCGGGGAGAAGUUUUUGGAAGACAACCUAAAGCCCUUUUAUAAAUCUGACCCAAUCCCUGAGACCAAUGACGGGGAUGUCAAAGUUGUGGUUGGCAAUAACUUUGACGAAAUUGUUCUGGAUGAGUCAAAAGAUGUUCUUCUUGAGAUAUAUGCUCCUUGGUGUGGGCAUUGUCAAUCACUAGAACCCAUAUACAACAAGCUUGGCAAGCAUUUAAGAGGCAUCGACUCCCUUGUUAUUGCCAAGAUGGAUGGUACCACAAAUGAGCACCCCCGAGCCAAGUCUGAUGGAUUCCCAACACUUCUGUUUUUCCCAGCUGGCAACAAGAGCUUUGAUCCAAUUACUGUUGACACAGACCGUACAGUGGUGGCCUUCUACAAAUUCCUGAAAAAGAACGCAUCUAUCCCCUUCAAGAUUCAAAAGCCGGCCUCAACACAGAAACCUACAGAGUCUGACGCCAGUUCAAGCCCAGAGAGCACCAUUGAUGAUGUUAAGGAUGAACUGUGAAAUUCUGUAGCUAGGUUCUAGCAUAUUGGUCAAAGCUUGACUUUAGAAAGGAACUCCAAGCAUGCCUUACUUAGCGCGCUUUAAAGGGUGGGAGUGGAACGUGAGAAAGUGAUAGCAACAUUUGCAUUGAAAGAUGUAGGUAGGAAUAGAAAGUAGAAUGAGACGCCCGGGCUCUUUUUUUGUUUUUGUUUUUUUGUUUUUUUGUUUAAUGGUUUCAUAUUCUUGUUUUUUUUUUU
Molecule: messenger RNA, 1999 nt
Organism: Nicotiana tabacum (common tobacco)
Lineage: Eukaryota; Viridiplantae; Streptophyta; Magnoliopsida; Solanales; Solanaceae
Product: protein disulfide isomerase-like 1-3
Biological process (GO): protein folding; response to endoplasmic reticulum stress
Cellular component (GO): endoplasmic reticulum
Molecular function (GO): protein disulfide isomerase activity
Source: RefSeq, a predicted model, not a curated record